CGCCGCGCAGCACAACACCGCACUCCGGUCCGUCCUCGGCGGCCUCGACCCCAACAACCGCACCUUCCUCCUCCUCGACGUCCACACCCCCUUCGCCGACAUCCUCCUCAACGACGACAACAAGAGCAGCAGAAGGUUCGCGAGCACGCUGCGGCCAUGCUGCGAGAGCUUCAGGGCCGACGGCUACUGCGGCGAGGAGAAUGAGAACGGCACACGGCAGUAUCUCUGCGACGACCCCGGCCGCUACUUCUACUGGGACGACGUGCACCCGACGCAGGCCGCCUGGGCUGCUGUCGCCGGCACCUUCAGGGUCGCCGUCAAGAGCUUCCUCUCCACCUGACAAGACAUGGCCAUGUUUUUUGUGAUAGACAUAAGCUACCAUUACUAGUAGUACCCAGCAGAAAGCAGUACUAACCAACACCAUUGUUCUCCCCUGUUUCUGCUUCACCUGAAACAAGCAGCUUCCAAAAUACAAGAAGCAAGUGCAAAAUUUGUUCCA
Molecule: messenger RNA, 499 nt
Organism: Triticum urartu
Lineage: Eukaryota; Viridiplantae; Streptophyta; Magnoliopsida; Poales; Poaceae
Source: RefSeq, a predicted model, not a curated record